Populus trichocarpa (black cottonwood) is the source of this 3366-nucleotide messenger RNA. Its product is annotated as histone-lysine N-methyltransferase, H3 lysine-9 specific SUVH5. Lineage: Eukaryota; Viridiplantae; Streptophyta; Magnoliopsida; Malpighiales; Salicaceae. Gene Ontology annotation, cellular component: nucleus. The coding region runs from base 223 to 3189 and encodes 988 amino acids. The record is from RefSeq and is a predicted model, not a curated record. The transcript is spliced from 2 exons. Gene Ontology annotation, molecular function: protein binding; zinc ion binding; histone methyltransferase activity.
UUCCUUUUACCUCUGUGUGCAUUUGCAACAGACGAACCAAAAAGAAAGAGAAGCCUUUCUAUUUGUCCACUGUUGAUUUUGUUGUUGCCGAUGAGUCUCUCUCCCCGCCAUUUCUAAUAGUUGAUUUUGUUGAAAGAUACGAGGUUCGCUACUAGCUUGGUCACUGGACCACCUAUAGUUUGGGUGGUUCAUUGAAUGGGGUUUGUGGACAAUUUGCUGUAAAUGGAGUCUACGAGGGUGGUAUCUUCCGAUAAAUCUGGGAUGUGCUCCAUGGAAAAUGGUGAUGUUGCUCCCAAGUUCAAAAGGCGGAGAGUUUCUGCUGUCCGGGAUUUCCCCCCUGGCUGUGGACCAUUGGCUGUUCUGAUUUUUAAACAAAAUGAAAAAUUUGUUGCAGCGAGUAAGGAGAAAAGUGGUGAUGGCUGUCUUGAAAAAAUAAAUCGUGUGGAAACCAAGGGAAAGGAGCCGAUAGAUUCUUCAGAUCAGGUGAAUGGGCAUGGAUUGGUGAAGCAAGAGCCUGCAGGGAUGUUGCUUCCAGAGGCUGUAGGUGCUUUGAAUGAUGUAAGUGUGGUUGGAUCGGUAGGAGCUUCUGUUGUGGGUGAAGCAGUAAAAGCUUUAGAACAUGAAACUGCUGAUGCAUCAGAGAAUCUGUGUAAGGUGGAUGUUGUUGCUCCAGUUGAAAAUUUUGUCCAGCACAAUUAUCCUCCUCGGAGAAGAAUCUCUGCUGUCAGAGACUUCCCUCCAUUUUGUGGACCUAAUGCUCCGCUUCUUAACAAGGAAGAGGCUGCGAAAGUGCUGGUUGUUGUGCAGAAGAAGAGUUUGGAUCAAGAGAAGUCUGGCACCGAAGAAAAUCCAACAAAAGAAAUGGUGAAGAAUGUUGUGAAAGAAAUGGGUAAUGAUGUUAAAGAUGGAGAUCUUAAUGAAAGCAGAUUAGAAAGUGCUUCUAGGAUGGAUGACGAUAAAGUUAGAAUUGAACCUGAUUCUUCUGUGAAUAAGGUGAAGGUAGCUGAAGAGAAUAGACAUGAAAGGUGCAUCAAAUCUCCUCGAGUAAUCAUUCUAAAUCAGCAUGACCUGAAUUCCACGGCAGUCUCUAAAUCAGUCAAAAUGGAAGUUGGUGGUCUAGAAGAGAAUCAGGGUAAGGACCUUACAGUUUACUUGGAGGAUAAAAGUUCCAAGAGAAAGCUUUCAGACCUAUCUGGUGGUAAGAAUUCAAUGUGUAAAGACAAGUUUGAGGUUUUGAAGCUUGCAUCAGGUAGGGAAGUAGUGCAGGGUCUUCCGGCUGAACGGAAUUGUCCAUGGAGGAAGGGGCAGAUGGUGCAUAAACCUACUAUGUUGGCUGGUGAUGCAAGAGAAAGCAAAGGUCAGAAACAUAAUUUCAUAUUGCUCGAACGAUCAAAAUCUGCUUUGAAAACGAAGAUAAAUGAGUUAGGCAAACAUGGAGGAAUUAUGAAAAAGAACUCAUCUCCCACUAUAAAGGUGGAAGGAGGUGUGGGCCAAAAGACUGAAUGUAACAAAGAAGAUUAUCUGGAAAAUGGUGAGGAAUCCGAUGAUUUUCGUGUAGUUGCACGAUCACACAAUUUUGAUGUGAGCCUUCCUCCAUCCUGUCCCACCAUUUCACAUGGCAAAGGUAAUGGCAAUGAUGCAGUCGUUACUAGAAACAAAGUGAGGGAGACAUUGCGUUUGUUCCAGGCUAUCUGUAGGAAGCUCUUGCAUGAAGAAGAAGCAAAUUUCAAGGAGCGAGGAAAUACUCGUAGGAGGGUUGAUUUACAAGCAUCAAAGAUUCUUAAGGAGAAAGGAAAAUAUGUCAACAUAGGUGAGCGCAUUAUUGGUUCUGUCCCAGGAGUUGAAGUUGGUGAUGAGUUUAUUUACAGGGUGGAGCUUAAUAUUGUUGGCCUGCAUCGCCAAAUUCAGGGUGGUAUAGAUUAUAUGAAACAAGAUGGAAAACUCCUUGCGACAAGUAUUGUAUCAUCUGGGGCCUAUGAUGACGACACAGAUAACUCAGAUGUCUUGAUUUACACAGGUUCUGGAGGCAACAUGAUGAGUGGAGACAAGGAACCUGAAGAUCAGAAGCUUGAGAGAGGUAAUCUAGCUUUGAAGAACAGCAUGGAUGCAAAGAAUCCUGUAAGGGUGAUUCGUGGUGAUUCAAAGGGGGCUGAUUCAGUUGAUGCAAGAGGGAGGACCUAUAUCUAUGAUGGGUUGUAUCUGGUGGAGAAGUGCUGGCAGGAAAUAGGGUCACAUGGUAAGUUGGUGUUUAAGUUUAAGCUGGUUCGAAUUCAAGGUCAACCAGAGCUUGCUUGGAAUGUAGUGAAGAAGUCCAAAAAAUUUAAAGUGCGGGAGGGUGUCUGUGUAGAUGAUAUCUCACAGGGGAAAGAGAAAAUUCCCAUUUGUGCUGUGAACACCAUAAAUGAUGAGAAGCCUCCACCAUUUAAAUACACAACUCAUAUGAUAUAUCCUCAUUGGUGUCGCCGUUUGCCUCCCAAGGGCUGUGAUUGUAUUAAUGGAUGCUCUGAAUCUAGGAAAUGUCCUUGUCUGGAAAAGAAUGGAGGAGGGAUCCCAUAUAACUAUAAUGGCGCAAUAGUGGAAGCGAAGCCCCUAGUGUAUGAGUGUGGUCCUUCUUGCAAGUGUCCUCCUUUAUGCUACAAUAGAGUCAGUCAGCAUGGUAUCAAAUUUCAGCUUGAAAUCUUUAAAACUGAAUCAAGGGGAUGGGGCGUGAGAUCUUUAAAUUCAAUUCCUUCAGGAAGUUUUAUCUGUGAGUAUGCAGGCGAGGUCCUUGAAGAGAAAGAAGCUGAACAAAGAACUGGUAACGAUGAGUAUUUGUUUGAUAUUGGAAAUCAGUUCAAUGACAAUUCUCUUUGGGAUGGACUUACAACCCUCAUGCCUGAAGCACAGCCAGAUGCUGUUGUAGAAGUGCAGAACAGUGGCUUCACCAUUGAUGCAGCACAGUGUGGUAACGUGGGGAGAUUCAUUAACCACAGUUGCUCCCCAAAUCUUUAUGCCCAAAAUGUUCUUUAUGACCAUGAUGACAAAAGAAUUCCUCACAUAAUGUUCUUUGCUGUCGAGAACAUUCCUCCCUUGCAAGAGCUCACUUACCAUUACAAUUACAUGAUAGAUCAGGUUUUUGACUCCAAUGGCAAUAUAAAGAAGAAGAGUUGCCAUUGUGGUUCUCCAGAGUGCACUGGUAGGAUGUAUUGAGAGGCUGACUGCUAAUAGUUGGACUCUGAUGAGGCAUUGAUAGUUUUCUCUCUGUAAGUUCCUGAAUGGAUCAUGGAUAUGGGUAUAGUAUCUCCAUAUAAAUAUGUUUGCAUGGUUGGAUAUAUGUGUGCACUGGAGCACAAUCUUUGAUAAGAGUUCGAAUGAUCUUUUGCUUUC